Messenger RNA from Pocillopora meandrina, 5326 nucleotides. The record is from the annotation of a GenBank genome assembly. Lineage: Eukaryota; Metazoa; Cnidaria; Anthozoa; Scleractinia; Pocilloporidae.
AGAGGAUUUGCGUGAUCCUGCUCCUCAAGAUAAUACCACAGAACCACUUUUAUUAGUGGACAUUUCUACAGGUACAAUUGAGUUCAAUAGGCCAUUUUACAAUUGUGUACUUUAUUGCCAAGCCUUUGAUUGGAGUGAGGCUGAAGGUGACCAUGUUGUGAUAGAGACCAGCAUCUAGUUAGUAUGAUAACAAAUUAAUUUACAUUUGAAGAGCAGCUGUGAACAUCAACUUUGUUAUCAUAACAACAUCACCCUUAGCCUCACUCAUGUUCAUUGGCAACCAAGCAUACAACUGUAAAAUGGACAAUUGCAUGAUGACAUUUUUUCAUUUCAAUUUCAUUCUUUACAUAUCUUAGUAUUCCUACAUGCAAUAACCUUCCAGCAAAUUAACCAAAAGGUUAAACAAUUUUAUGAAAUGUUCUAAACAAUAAUUAAAAAAUCCCUGCAUUUCGUUUUUUGCUUACUUAUGAUUUUCUUAAAAUAAUAGAUAGUUAAAAAUAAUAUUAUUCAUCAACAAUUAUCUUUUUAGAUAACAACAUAUCAGUUAGAAAUGAGGUGUCUUCUCAUGCCAGUGAUGCUCAAGGCGAGGAUGACAUGACUGUAGAAAAUAUUCCUGCAGGUGAUAAUAAUUAGUCAUGAUUGCAAAAACCUCACUCCAAGGUCGUAAACCUUAAUACGAGGUGAUGAAAAUAGUACAUACAUGUAUUGCAAUGAUAACAUGAUAAAAACCCACAUAACUCAAAUGGAAGACAACUUUGACUCUGCAAGAAAAGGAAAAAGUCAACAGGUGAGAUUUUAACACUCAAAAAUUGGUCAAAAAAUCCUUCAUUCAUGCAAUAUCAUUAAACAUCAGCAGACAGGUGGUUAGAAUGAAGCAAAAUGUCAAAUGUCAAUGUUGAUCCAUUACCAAUUUCUCCAGACUCAAUCUAUGAGAAUUGUAUGGCAGACAGUAAGGAGAAUUACUUAUGAGAUAUUGGGAGUGAAAAGGUUACCUGAAACUGGAACAAAAAAUUUACAUCCAGUUUUUAAUGUCAAGAGAUUAGUUGCCCAGUAGUUCUGGGAAAGCAGUUGAUUCUGUUCUCCAAUUUGUUUAGAGUGCUUUUUCAUUAUGAUUUCAGAAAGCCAAUCUGAAAAUGUUGUAUUUUAGAUAACAGCUUCACCCUCACCCACGUACAUUUUAAGCUGUCUCUCAAUUUGACAACAAGCCCACAUCUCAAUCAUUUAACCCCCUAACUCCCCCAAACCCCAGGAGUGACCAAGACAGCAUCUCUCCUUACAAUCAAUAUCUGUACAAUGUUGAGAAGACAAGUGAUGAGAAUUAAGAAAAAUAUUGGUCAGGCGAUAUUUAGAUGAUCCAAUACCAAAUUCUCCUAGCUAACAUAAGGUGAAUUAAUUAUGAGAUCUGGGAGUGAAAGGAUUAAGAUCUGAAUCCUUGUGAUAUAGACUGGAUUUAUUCAUAAAAUCCUCUUAAGAUUUUAAUUUUUGUGAUUGUAACUUUAAGUUUGUUUUGCAAUUAAUUUUAGCUCUCCUGUUUAUAUUUUUGCAUAAGUCCACAUGCAUGCAGUGCUUGGUCAAUAAUUGCAAUUAACUCAGAACAUACCGUUUUCAGGUAAUGCAGCAGAAAUUAUUCCACUGAAUGAUAUUGGUGAAAGUGAUGGUUCAUCAGAAGCCACAACUAGUAGCUCGUCAACACAAGGUAUCUCAAACUUUGAAUUCAACAUAGGAUAGGGUAGCAUUAUCUCACAAAAAGAGAAAAAUAAUUACAAUAAGGAUUGAUAAAAAGCAAUUCCAAAACGUUUUGUAAUUUUUUUUUCCUUACCUCAAGUUCUGGGGAUUGAAAGGGGGUAAGUUUCUUAUGAAAUCUGUCAUUUAUGAAAUGGAAAUAUGCUAAUGAUUUGCAAAAUAGAAAUCUGUAAUUUGCUAUUUCUAUUUUGCAAAUCAUUAGCAAAUUUCCAUUUCAAAAAUUUCAGAUUUUCAUUUUGUUUCAUUUCAUGUUGCAACUUACAAGUAAGCCCAUUGUAUGACCAAAAUUUGUAGCUUUACCAAUUAAUGCAGUUCAAAUAUUGACUUCUUUAACUUUAAGAUCUGAUUCAUUUAAUUCUCCCUUCUAUAGCUGCAUCUGUUUAUUCUGGCCCUUUACAAAUCAGUAAUCCAGGAGUAUUUCCUGACAAAUGCCCUUUAGCUGUCAACAAAGUUUGAAUUCUCUUUACCUGGUGGCUGGUUCAAAUAUCAAAAUUGUGUGGAGAACAUGUUAAUCGCACUAGAGAAUUUAAGAGAAAGAGACUUCAAGUUUUUAUGUUUUUUUUAAUUUUUGUACUAUAGGAUUUGUGUUAGCAUGAUAACAAAGUAAUUAAUUUACACCUGAAUAGCAGCAACGAUAACUUUGUAUCAUAAAAACGUCACCCUUAGCCUCCCCAUGUUCGAAGGCUUGGCAACCAAGCAUGCACUGUAAAAUGGGCUAGUGCAUCAUGACAUUUUUUCUUUUCAAUUUUUUUCUUUAUAUACCCUAGUAUCCCUACAUGCAAUUACCUUCCAGCAAAUUAACCAAAAGGUUAAAAAUUUUAUGAAAUGUUCUACACAAUAAUUAAAAAAGCCCUGCAUUUCAUGUUUUGCUUACUAAUGAUUUUCUUAAAAUAAUAGAUAAGUAAAAAUAAUAUCCAUCAACAAUUAUCUUUUUAGAUAACAACAUAUCAAGAAAUAAGGCUUCUUCUCAUGCCAGUGAUGCUCAAGGGGAGGAUGACUUGAAUGUAGAAAAUAUUCCUGCAGGUGCUUAUAAUUAGUUGUCAAUAGUAGAAACCUCACUCCGAGGUUGUAAAUCUUAACAUGAGGUGAUGAAAACAGUACAUACCGGUACAUGUAUUGCAAUGAUAACAUGAUAAAAAUCCACAUAACUCAAAUGGAAGAUGACUUUGACCAACCAUUUAUCCCUAUAUCAACACAUUAAAUAAAUACAGUUAAAAUUCUGGCACCUGUAAUUCAUAAAAACAGCAUAAUUUAAGUGAUUUGACACAAAGGUCCCCAAAUCUGGAAACUUGUUAAUGUGAGAUGUGCACACCUCAAAAUUGUGAAUUGAACAUGUCCCAAAUAAUUUGAAAUAUUUAUUACCUUCCUUUUCUUUCUGUCAUGUAGACAUUCUUGUCUCUGGUAUGGAAAUGUUAUGUGAUGAGAAUGGCACCUUGUUCAAGUAUGUUCAAACACAACUUGAUGCCAGCGAGACCUGCACCCGCAAAACAUGGCGCAGUGUUGGAAGAGAGUUGAAGGUUCAUUCUGAUACUUUAAACUUGAUACCACCUGAUGGAUGUCCUACCGAACAUUUACUUGGAUAUUUAAAAACUUUACCAAAGGAGCCUACAAUGAGGGAAUUUGUUCAAGCCCUCAAAAAUUGUGGAAGAAAUGACAUUGCAAAAUACAUCUGCAAUGGACCAUGGGCCUCAACAAAACAUUGAGGGGGGAAGGAAAGAAUACAUGAUAUUUAUCUCAAAUAGUAUUUUGAAUAAUGUAUUGAAAUUGUCUUGAAAUUGAGGAAUAAUUUGCCUCUCAAAUUUUAGUUCUCAUACUUUGAUAAGAGGACAAAAUGACAACCUUUACAGCACAGAUUUAAAAAUUAUCUUGCUACCCCCAAGAGAGUAAAAUAACAACAUUUAAAGUUUCUGAGAUAAUCUACCAAAGAUAAAAUUUGACCAAAGUCAAUGUGCAUGUUCUAUUUCAUAGGAAGGACCUAUAAAGGCUCAUAGGACAAUCGGAAGCAUACUCAUUUGGAGUUCCUUCUCAAAAAUCCUCCAAGGGAUGUAAAACUCCAGUAGAGCAAAAAAAAAAAAUAACAAACAACAAACAGAAAAAACCCACAUUCGAUGCAUGCAUUCUGUGCCCCGAAGAAUAAUAUUUGGGAUAAAAUGUUGCUGUUUCUAUGCAGGAAGUUAUUGUGUACACUUUGUGAAGCAGUUUAGCUUCAUACAGUAGUAUGUAGUUGCUUAAUAUAGCUAUGCUACAACAUAUGACUGAGUAGAGGUACAGUGGCCUCAUGGUUAGUGCACUCGACUCCUGAUCAAGUGGUCCAGGUUUGAGCCCUGGCCGGGGUCAGUGUGUUGUGUUCUUAGGCAAGACACUUUACUCUCACAGUGCUUCUCUUCACCCAGGUGUACAAAUGGGUAUCAGCCAAUAUUCUGGGGGUAACCCUGCGAUGGACUAGCAACCCAUCCAGGGGGGAGUAGCAAUACUCCUAGCCACUUCAUGCUGAAGGAAACCAGAUUUAAACGCUGGCCCCAUGGGUCACUUGGGCCAGUAUAAAGGCUUACUUUACAACAUAUGACUGAGUAUAACUAUAUUUAACAAGAUGCUAAGUAGGGUAGAUUAAAAAGCAUCUUUAUGAGACAGAUUGUAAAAUUUGCAAUUUUUACACAGCCUCCAUUAAGGAUAGAGUAAUGGCAGCAAAUUCAGUGUUCAUAUUGGUUUACAAAAUAUUUAACAGUUGCUGUGUUAACAACAGAAAAGAGAUCAUGACGUGGCAUGGUUUACUAAAUUGGUCAGGGCAGACUGGAGCUGUAUGACCAAUUCAAGUUAAUCAUAUAUUUAAAGAAAACAAUAUAUGUAUCUCAAAUAGUAUUUUUGAAUGAUAUAUUAAUUAUGUUCAGCCAUGAACCUUUCUCCCUCGAGAUGUUUUGAUGUCUCGUUCUGUAUUUGGGUUUCCUGCAAGCUAGGAAGAUAUUUCUUGUGAACGGGAGGCACAGUAGUUUAUUAAGCUCUUCAUUAAGAUGACUUAUAUGUAAACUACUGGUAUUUUGUUAUGAAAAAAUGGUAUGGUAUAGAUAAUUUAAUUGAUACAUAACUAUUGGCUUAAUAUUAAGAAUUACUUAUUACAGACAUGUUCAGGGUAACCUUAGGCAUCAAACAGCUAUCUUUUAGAAUGAGAGAUGGUUAUUAAUAAAAAUUUCUGAUCUCCAUUUUUAACUUAAUCCUUUAACUCCCAGACCAAAUUUAUAAUUCUCCUUACUGUCAACCAUACAAUUCUUAUAAUGUUACUUCAGAGAAUUUGGUAUUGGAUCAACUAAUUAUUCCCAAAUUUAUAUUUUCUUUAUCCUCGUCAUUUAUCUGGUUGAUAGUGUAUUGAUUAAAGUCUCUCUUUGUCACUUGCAGGAAUUAAAGGGUUAUAAUGUACUUUAUUGGGGAUUUGUAUCAUGCAAUCGUAUUUGUUUAAUUAUUUAACUGCUGAAUUGGAUAUCACUCUUAAAUUUAAUGUUAAGGUAUUAAAUUAUAAUUUAGAGCUGUACAAAAAUUAUUUUAUGAUAGGAACUAUUCAACAUUCAAUAAAGAAAUGAUGUCCAAAGUU